UUUUAGAGUAGAAAAAAAACAAACAAUGGCAAUACACUUAAUCAUAGCUACAAUUCAUUGUGAACCUACAUUGAAACUCUCCGAAUUCCAAAAUCAUAUGACGAGUUUCAACUCUUCUAGAAGAAUAAGUAUUCACAAUACAGUUAACAGUCAAAUCAAAGAAGAAAUCAUUUCAGCAUAACUAUUAUUUACUAACUUAUCAGUUGAUAUAAAUGAAAUAUAAUCUAUACUUUACUCAAUUAAUUUUUAUUUUACAGACUAUAAUUAUUCUUUUCAACAAAAUUUAUAUCAUAUUUGGCAAUGAAUCAAAAUCAAUGAUGUCUGGUUUAUUUAAGACUAAUAAUGAAGUUAUUAAUAACAUAAGUUUAUCAUCAUCAUCGUCACAGUAUCCCAGAUCUGAUUAUGCAAAACUGCCUUCUAAUGAUAAUUUUAUAAAUUUUCGUCAAUCUAAACAAUCAUUGAAGAUGAAUACUAUGAAUAAUAAAUUAACCAAUUGUCAACUGCAGUUGGAAUGUUCUACUGAAAUGGAAAAUAUUGAUAAUAAACAAAUGUCAAUAAUGAAUUUUUCAACUACUCAUAUUACUGGUCGUAUACGUAUACCUGUUCGUAGUGGAAGAGGACCAGCUGGACCACCUGGUCCACAGGGACCUCCAGGACCACAGGGUGCAAGAGGAUUUCGAGGACCACCUGGCGAACCAGGUAGUUUACAAGAUAUCAACUUAACUAAAUUACAGCUGAUUAGAUUGAAUAAUCAGCUACAAACAGUACAGAAUAGAAUAGCAUUUUUUGCCGGUCUCGAAUUUAAUGUUGUUGAAAAACCAUUGGACGAAAAUCCUAAAUUGAUAAUGAACAAAGUUAUCACGAAUUUGGGCAAUGCAUACAAUCCAAUAACUGGGGAAUUUAUUGCACCAGUAAAUGGUAUUUAUAUUUUAUUUCUAGCCAUUUCAGCUCAAGGGAAAUCAAGAGCGGUUGUACGUCUAAUGCACAACGAAAAGCAAAUAUUUGAUGUUUGGUCUGAGAGCUCUCCAUGGGCAACAGCUACAAAUCAAGGGAUUCUACAAAUGUAUAAAGGUGAUCGUGCAUGGUUGGCCAUACGUGAUGGAGCUUAUUUUCUACAUGGUUAUAUGUAUUCAACAUUCUCUGGGUAUUUAUUAUUUGAUAUAAAUAAUAAUGAAACAAUUGACAUCCCAUAAUUUGUCUAAUUUUAUUAUUGACAUUAUUAAUACUAAUAAUAAUCAGGAGAUUGAAUAUUCGCAUUUUCCAAAGUCCCACUGAACAAAUGUUAAGCUACUAUUUACAAUACUGUAUUCUAAAAGAGAAUUUAGGAAUAUAACUUAUAAACUACCGCUUCAGUCACUUGCUGAUAAACUUCGUGUUAUUUUACAAAACAUAUCUACACACCAAAAUAUUUCUUAUUCUACCUCAGUGUUGAUCUCCAUGAAUAUUCUUCCGUUUUAAAAAUCACAUAAUAAAUCUAUGGGAUAAAAUACCAUCUUGAUUUAUACUAUAUUAAAAAAUAUAUCUCCAGCUACAAACAGACGGUUCAUCUAUCAUUCUGUUUAACAGACUUAUUUGGAUAAAACUUAUCGAAAGUCACAUGCUCAAACUGAUUCUUAAUUCUUACAGUUACAGGAUUUAAAACGUUCUUUUUUUGCUGUCAAAAAAAUGCAAUUAACUGUUCACAGAAGCUCAUAAUGAAGAAAGAAUAAUUUACAUGCAAAGUAAACCAGAUAUAUUUAAAGAUAUACAUACUAAUGUAAUUAUAUAGUUCAAAUAGCUUAGAGUUUAACUGUAGCUCAUAUUCAAACAAAUAAGAAAUGUAGGGCUUUUCAACUAAUAACUAAUGUCAAAGAGUAUAUAGGUAUCAGUGAUGGUUUCAAAUAAUUUGAGCAUUGAGUAGAAAGUUGAUGAUAAAUAUAUUUUUUUGUGAUAACUCAAUGAAUAGAAAAGUGCAUUUUUGACGUUUUGUGACUUUAUGUAAAUCACUUCUUUGGAGUAAAUAAAUAACCGAAAUAAAAUUAACACAAGUACAAAACAAACAAAGUAAUACAUAUUUAGUAUAAUCAAAAUCAUAAUAGGUCUAAACAUGUCAAUGUCAAGUUACGUUUUUGGCCAAGGUGAUUUUGUAAGACAUACCACUAUGUUCAUUUGUACGUUACAAUGUGGGCAUAAAAAAUGUUUGCAUGAAGUGAUGGGAAUGAAACUAGGUGUGUGUGCAGACUUUGUGAAAAAUAAAUAGGUUUGAGUGUGCUUUUUGGAUAAACAGUCCAGGUUGAAUGGAUAGCCAAGCCCUCUUUCUCAUGGAAGGCAGAAGGAUUUAGCAUUAUGUGAAACGCUUAGGCUACUCGCUUCCCUUUAUAGUUGGAAAAGCUUUUCUGAAUUAUUU
Molecule: messenger RNA, 2386 nt
Organism: Schistosoma bovis
Lineage: Eukaryota; Metazoa; Platyhelminthes; Trematoda; Strigeidida; Schistosomatidae
Source: the annotation of a GenBank genome assembly